Messenger RNA from Owenia fusiformis, 3373 nucleotides. The record is from the annotation of a GenBank genome assembly. NCBI's taxonomy places the organism in Eukaryota, Metazoa, Annelida, Polychaeta, Sabellida, Oweniidae.
CGAGAAGAUACGAGAGUAAGUUAAACAUGUGAAAAGCGGGAAGAAAAUCUAUUUUUGUUAUAUUAUGGCCUCAAAUACUCGUCGAUCGACUCGCUUAUCAGCAGAACCGGGAGAGUCAACAAUCAGAGACAUAUGGCAGUACUCCCAGAAACAGCGUGAAAGUUUUGACCCCCAAGCCAUGAAUGAAGCAUUGGAUCAGCAUCGCCAGUCUAGGCAGCAAAUAAAACACCCCAGUACUAGCGAGAAAAUGUCAUUUAGUCAGUUGUUUGGUGAGUCCCCUGCACCUAGAGAGGAACUGCGCAGUCAAGCAAUGAAACGACGUAGCAUGAAUGUCAAUCUACAGAAAUCCUUGGCUCUGUUGGAUGAAGCAGUUGGGACCCCAGGUCCUUCCCUGCGUACUAAGACACCUCUUAAGCACAGUUCAUAUACCCCGAAGCAGCUUCCCUCAGCCUCUAAGUUUGAUGUGUCAGGAUUACUAGGGCCUCCCAUGGGACGUGGGAUGGAUGUCUCAGUUGACAUGACAACUGCCACUCCUAUGAGGAGUUUCAGGGCAGAUAGCACCACCCCUGGCAGAGCAGAUGUGACCACUACAAAUGUAGCCUUAUUGUUAGAGGAGGAUCCUGGACUAUCAGCUUCGCAGAGUUUAUUUGGAGACUUCCUUCAGAAUUUAAAAGAGCAUAAUUCCCCUGAUCAUAUCUUUGACCUGGUGUCUGGCUACGAGUCUUCCUGCUCUGAACAGGUCCUUCUACUCAAGAAACUUGUCAAGAGGACCACUCCUGGACAGAAUAAAUUCUCUCGUACGUUGAACAUGCUAGAACUACUCGACCAGGAGAAAUGUACUUGGCGCCUGUUGGCCUCCUUGUAUGAGGACAGACUGAAGAGUCAGAUGCUGGAAGAAGAAGAUAUGGCUAUAGAUAUAUUGAAUAAAUACAGGAGUGAGAAAGAUAUUAUGACAAGUUUAUAUGAGAGAGAUGCCCAGCUGCGACAAAGCCAGCUAGUGAUUGACUGGUUGGAGAAGAAUGCUGAAGAACAACUGGUCGAUGUCUAUGAAAAUAUUGAAUUCUUCACAGACCAAGGGGGUGCUUGGGAGAAUACUCUCCAUAGUCUACAAAAGAAGUCUGGUGGUAUAUUGUCAAACUCUGAUAGACCUUUGGUAAAUGAAAUGGACCCAGAUGCUCCCAUCAGACAAAAACGUCCAAUAGCUGAUCUGGACCGUGAAGACGAGCUGCGUUUAUUAAAGAACAUGUUCACAUGUUUAAUGGCUGGCCAGAUUGAGGAGGCCAAGAGAUUGUGUUCUAAAUGUGGCCAGGACUGGAGGGCGGCUACACUGGAGGGCUGGAGAUUGCAUAAUGAUCCUAACUAUGAGAAACUGGGGGAAGGGGGAGAGAUGAUUGGUGUAGAGGGAAACCCAUAUAGAGAUGUUUGGAAGGCUGUGUGCUGGAGAAUGGCAGAGGAGGAGAGCUUCAGUAUAUAUGAGAAGGCUAUCUAUGCAUCACUAAGUGGAAACUUGAAGCAUAUUCUGCCAGCAUGUGAGUCUUGGAAGGACUAUCUGUGGGCCUAUUAUAAAACUAUGGUUGACAACCAGGUUGAACAAGAGAUUCGCCUCAACUCUACACUAGAUAGGAAACUACAUGCAUUACCUAGAGGAUAUGCUGAUAAAGUGUUAACCCCCGAGUCUGUGUUCAUGGAGAUACAAUCCACAGCAAAUGAUAAAGUACGAGAUGAGUGUGCCGACAAGUUUCACAUCAUACAAAAAUUCAUAAUCCUGGAGGAUAUAGAUGGUAUGAUUGAGCAAUUCCAUAUAUGGUUACACGAGGAGAGCAGAUUAAAUCGCCAUUUAGUUCGCUUUAUGGCACAUCUAGUCUUGUUCUUCAGGAGUAUAGCCAUGGAAACAAAGACUGAGUUGUGUGUAGGUAUACUGGAAGCAUAUGUUCAAGAUCUCAUACAGGAUGGCCACAAACAAUUAAUUGCCACCUAUGUAUCUACCUUACCUGAGAACCUACAGAUCCGCUGGUACGCUAGGUUUCUAGAAGGAAUCACCGACAAGGAAGAGAGACCAGUGUGUCUUGGAUAUGCCGAGGAUGCAGGUCUAGAUAUAGCUAGUAUAACCAAGAUGGUAGUUGAGAACAUACGUAAUAGGGACAUGGCGGAGUUCACUAUAGAUUCAGAGUCUGCUCUUGGGGCUGCUACUUCUCAAGAAGAUCGUCAGAAGAUUGAAGCAAUUGAUUGGCUGGUGUUUGAUGCGUCACAGAGAGCUGAGGCCUUGAGGCAAGCGAAUGCAGUCAUGAGAACAUUCCUAGCUUUGAAGAAACAUUCAGCAGCCAGAGAUGUUUUUAACAAAAUUCCUGCAAACUCUAUUGAUGUCAUUUAUCGCAAUUGGAAGAUGCAGACGGAUUCUACAGAGCUGCCACCUAGGGAGGAAAAUGCAAUAAGAGAAUACCUCUGCACUCAGGCAUACCUGGAUGCACAUGACUCGUUCAAUGAUUGGUUUGAACAUUAUCAUAAUUCUAAACCAGCUGUGCCAGAUGUGCCACAGGGUACCAACUUUAGUGAGAGAAUCGCAUAUGAACAUAUGGAGAAAGAAUAUCAUCAGGAACUUGAUAGAUGGCGCCAUACAUUGAUGAUUCAGACCAAGGCAACAGAAGAGAAAAUGUAUAAUGUACUCAUGUUUGUGAAUGGAGGUUGGAUGGUUGACAUGAGGGAGGAUGAUCAAAUGGAAGAAUCAAGGGCAAAUCAAAUGAAGCUGUUACGGCAAUUGUGCUUACCCACUAUAUGUUUCCUUUUACAUACUGUGCUGCACAUAACUGAGCAGUAUAAAAAGGCAAUACAAUUGGCAGAUCUUAUAGCAUCUGAGCAACACAAACUAUAUCUUGUUUUCAGAAAAGAUGAGUUACAGAAAUUGCUACAGAAAAUCCGAGAAUCAUCCCUCAUUCUUCUUGACCAACAAAAAGGCCCCUUGGGAUAUUCACAAACCUGACCACUGGAAGACCCCUUAGGAUAUAUAUAUAUAUAGAAGGAUGAGUCAGGAUAUAUAUGACCAACAUUGCAAGAACUAUAAUAAUAUAUGUAUUCUUUAAAAUUGACUAAUCUAAUUAUCUGAGUAGUUCUUGAGAGUGAGAAGCCAUAUGACUUUGCUACAUCGGGAGUUGCUGUUUUCUAGUUAAGAAAUCAUGGGAUAAAGAAAAAGUGGAAUUGAAAUAAGAUUGCUAUUAAAAUGCAGAAACAAUCCACUGAAAUAAAUGUCAUUGCUACAACUUGCUUGAAACAUCAUGAUAAUAUGAAAGGCAUGUAUAAGCUGCAUGUAGUGGCCAAUAGAGUCGAGAAAUAAAACGAAAUAAUAUUGUACAAUUGUAUAUUUUGUAAUAAAUAGAAA